Messenger RNA from Lonchura striata (white-rumped munia), 1440 nucleotides. Lineage: Eukaryota; Metazoa; Chordata; Aves; Passeriformes; Estrildidae. The record is from RefSeq and is a predicted model, not a curated record.
AUGAUCAGGCACAUUUCUCUUUUGGAAGAGAUGGUCCUGGUCAUGAAACUUCUGUUCCUCACCUGCCUAUGGCCAACAGCAGUGCUACACAGUUCUCACAGUCAGCAUCACCGUCUUCAUCGUCGGCAGCAAAUGUCAUUCUCAAGAAAACAUAACAGCAAACGAGAAAUUAAAAUGAGGAAACUUGACAGCACGAAGGUCCGACCACUCAAAUCUGAGCAGCUUCUUCACAUAGAGGACCAUGACUUUGCACUGAGACCUGGAUUUGGAGGGUCACCAAUACCUGUGGGCAUUGAUGUGCAGGUGGAGAGCAUUGACAGCAUAUCUGAGGUUGACAUGGACUUCACAAUGACUUUAUAUCUCAGACACUACUGGAAGGAUGAGAGACUCUCAUUCCGUAGCAACAAAAACAAAAGUAUGACUUUCGAUGGACGGCUGAUAAAAAAGAUCUGGGUACCUGAUGUCUUUUUUGUGCACUCCAAAAGAUCUUUCAUCCAUGAUACAACCGUGGAAAACAUCAUGCUCCGAGUGUACCCUGAUGGCAACGUCCUCUUCAGUCUGAGAAUAACUGUUUCUGCUAUGUGCUUCAUGGAUUUCAGUAGGUUUCCUCUGGACACACAGAACUGUUCUUUAGAACUGGAAAGCUAUGCAUACAAUGAAGAUGAUCUGAUGUUGUACUGGAAACAUGGCAACAAAUCCUUGAGCACAGAUGAGCACAUCUCCCUCUCCCAGUUCUUCAUUGAGGAAUUCAGUGCUUCCAGUGGACUUGCAUUUUACAGCAGUACUGGUUGGUACAACAGACUUUUUAUCAACUUUGCACUCCGCAGACAUAUUUUCUUUUUUGUGCUGCAAUCCUAUUUCCCAGCCAUGCUGAUGGUGAUGCUGUCUUGGGUUUCCUUUUGGAUUGACAGAAGAGCUGUUCCUGCCAGGGUGUCAUUAGGUAUAACUACAGUGCUGACAAUGUCCACCAUCAUGACAGGAGUAAGUGCCUCAAUGCCUCAAGUGUCUUACAUAAAGGCUGUGGAUGUGUAUUUAUGGAUCAGCUUCCUUUUUGUCUUCCUGUCAGUCAUCGAGUAUGCAGCAGUGAACUAUCUCACCACAAUUGAAGAGAGAAAACAACUCAAAAAAAGGGGCAAGGCUUCAGGAAUGUACAGCAUGGAUGCAGUGCAAGCGAUGGCUUUCGAUGGCUGCUACCAUGACACAGAUGAGGACAUGGACCUGAGUCCCUUCCCAGAGCCCUGUGAGGAGAAUGAGACCAGGGCAAGUCAAACCAACAUCUCCAAUGCUGACACACCCCGCUUGAAGAGGAAGAGAUCUCUGAAGGGAAACGUGGGCAGGAUUAUUUUACAGAACAAUCACGUUAUUGACACGUAUUCCAGGAUUAUAUUUCCAAGUGUAUAUAUUGUGUUCAACUUUUUUUACUGGGGUUUGUACAUAUGA